AUGACGCUCUGCUGCGGCUUGGACUGCGUAUCGAUCCUGGGCUGCUCCCGGUGGGUCUGGAAGCGCUGCACCUACGUCGGCUCCGACGACAGCGCCACGUGGCCCCCCGCCACCCCCGACGAGUUCCAGCCAGUCCCCCGCGUCUGCCGCCUCAUCCUCGCCGUUUACCAUCCUGAUAUCCGCCACCCUGAGUUCCCGCCCUCCGGCGGCUACCGCCUCAACCCCGACUGGCUCGUCAAGCGUGUCACCUACGAGCAGACCCUUGGCCAUGCCCCGCCCUACAUCAUCUACGUCGACCAUGACCACCGGGAGAUUGUCCUCGCGAUCCGCGGCCUCAACCUCGCCAAGGAGAGCGACUACGAGCUCCUGCUGGACAAUCGGCGCGGCAUGCAGAUGUACGACGGGGGUUACGUCCACCGCGGGCUGAUGAAGUCGGCGACUUGGCUGCUGGAUGAGGAAUCGGAGACGUUGAAGAGGCUGUGGGUCGAGAAUGGGUCAAAUUACCGCAUCAUUUUUGCGGGCCACUCGCUUGGGUCUGGCGUGGCUUCGCUCUUGGCGGUGAUCGUGGCGAACCAUGGGGAUCAGCUGGGCGGAGUUCCGCGGAGUAAACUGCGGUGUUACGCGGUGGCUCCGGCAAGGUGUAUCUCGCUUAAUUUGGCGGUGAAGUAUGCUGACGUGAUUCACUCUAUAAUCUUGCAGGAUGAUUUUUUACCACGAACUUCUAUCCCCUUGGAGGAUAUUUUCAAGUCAAUUUUCUGCUUGCCAUGCUUACUGUUUGCAGUCUGCCUGAGGGACACCUUUAUACCUGAGGGUAGGAAGCUCAGAGACCCAAGGAGACUUUAUGCACCUGGAAGAAUGUAUCAUAUUGUUGAAAGAAAAUUUUGCAGAUGUGGGAGGUAUCCUCCAGAAGUAAGAACUGCUAUUCCGGUUGAUGGGAGAUUCGAGCAUAUCGUCUUAUCUUGUAAUGCCACAUCUGAUCAUGGAAUUAUCUGGAUAGAAAGAGAAGCAGAAAAGGCUUUGCAAAUAAUGAGGGAGAGCAGUGCUGAGACCGUAACAACUGCUCCAAACAUACAAAAGUUCGAGAGGUUGAGGUCAAUAGAGAAGGAGCACAAAGAUGCACUGGAAAGAGCAGUGAGCUUAAACAUUCGCCAUGCUGUGACCUCUCAAGAUGAGGAAAGCCCGGAUUCAAAUCCUCAAGAUCGGUCACAGCCUUCACAGGAAGAAAAGUCUGCUGACAUCGUCCUGGAUGACAAAGCCAGGCCUCGUGAUGUGAGGACCAAUUAG
Eucalyptus grandis is the source of this 1284-nucleotide messenger RNA. RefSeq lists its product as uncharacterized. Gene Ontology annotation, biological process: lipid catabolic process. The transcript is spliced from 5 exons. The coding region runs from base 1 to 1284 and encodes 427 amino acids. NCBI's taxonomy places the organism in Eukaryota, Viridiplantae, Streptophyta, Magnoliopsida, Myrtales, Myrtaceae. The record is from RefSeq and is a predicted model, not a curated record.